This is a messenger RNA of Diatraea saccharalis (sugarcane borer), 1087 nucleotides long. NCBI's taxonomy places the organism in Eukaryota, Metazoa, Arthropoda, Insecta, Lepidoptera, Crambidae. The record is from the annotation of a GenBank genome assembly.
UAAAACAUUUGAUAUUCAUUGUUUUCAUUAAAGGUAUAUUUUGUUUUUAGAUAUCACCAUGGCAAAAUUAUCUGUUCAACAAAUAGAGUUCUAUCAGCAAAAUGGAUAUCUGGUCAUCGGUCAGCUUCUAGACUUUGAAACAUUAUACUCUUACAAGAAAAGAUUUCUUCAAAUAUGCAAUGGUAUUGUACCUAAAGGUCAAAUGACUAUAGCCACUGAGCAUAAAUUGAAAGAUAGUAAGAAGAAACCAGAAGAUUAUACUAAUAAGAUUCAAGACUUUUUGUACGAUGAUGUCCUCUCAACUUAUGCAGAGGACCCUCGAUUAUUGAAUGUGGUGACGCAGCUCAUCGGUGAUGAAGUCAGCGCGAUGCACAGCAUGUUCAUCAACAAACCGCCGGGGACAGACGAACAUCCGCCACAUCAGGAUUUGUAUUAUUUCCCGUUUCGUCCCGCGGACAAGAUAGUGGCGGCGUGGACCGCCGUGGACGCGUGCACCGCGCGCAACGGCUGCCUGUACGUGCUGCCGCGCACGCACCGGCCGCGGCGGCUGUACACGCACGCGUACACCUCGAUACAAAGUAAAUUGUACCAUGGAAUAACGGACCCAACAGUGGCGUUAGAAAAAGACAGGGUACAUUUGGAAAUGAGCCCAGGCGACACUGUCUUCUUCCAUCCUUAUCUGAUUCAUGGAUCGGGACCUAAUAUCACCAAGAACUAUCGCAAGUCUAUAUCGUGCCACUUUGCCAGUAACGAUGUUACGUAUAUAAACGUAGAAGGAACAGUUCAAGAGCCGAUUGCCAAGGAAGUUGUGCAAGAAGCAAAGAGAAGAGGAUUAGAACUGAGCUAUGAGGAUAUUUGGAAAUAUAGGUCUAAACCAGUGAAGACCAUCAAAAGUCAUUUGUGACGUUUCAAGUUUCAAAAUAUUAGCCAUGAUUUAUGUUAUACCCUCGAUCGGUACAGCUACGAAUGUGAUAUAGUCGUAUAAUCUUUUAUUGGCCUCGACGGAUUUUUGUAUAUAAAAAAUAUAACGUUGUAUGAACACUUUAAGCCAAUCUAUUAACUACUUAUACAUCUGUCUUCUUCUGCC